AAGCUCCUUAUUUGAUCUCUCCUUGGGAAAAUGGAUUCCAGGGCGCUGUCAGAGAUGCAUUUCUGUAAAAAGCUCUUCACUGCUGCCUUGUGUGUCUUAGUUGUGCUGCCAGAUUUGGGCUGUGCGAGGAGUCUCUGGAAGCGUGCUCUGCAUCUGAAAGUGACGGAGAAAUACGAUGAUUAUGAGUACCCUCUUCAUUCUCACAGUUCCCACUACCAGAAGAACGACCGGUGCCCGCCGCCGCCGCAGACGCUGCCCGCCGGGGCCUGCGAGGUGCCCAGCUGCCGCUCCGACUCCGAGUGCGAGAGGCACAAGCGCUGCUGCUACAACGGCUGCAUCUACGCCUGCCUGGAGUCUGUGCAGCCACCCCCAGUUUUAGACUGGUUGGUUCAGCCCAAACCUCGCUGGCUGGGAGGAAAUGGGUGGCUUUUGGAUGGCCCAGAGGAAGUCUUACAAGCUGAGGCCUGCAGUACCACUGAAGAUGGAGAUGAGCCCCUGCAUUGCCCCACAGGGUAUGAAUGUCACAUCAUCAACCCAGGUAACACAGCUGAAGGAAUCCCUAACAGGGGCCAGUGCAUCAAGCUCCGUGGAAAUCCAGAUGGACGCAAUCUGAGGCAUAAGUAUUACAAGGAAUAUUUUGGGAGCAAUUCCAACAACGUGGUUGGCUAUGUGAAAAGCCAGCAGAAGCAUUUAGGAUAAUCAAAGGUGUGCCUGGCUGGACCACUCUGUUAAGCAGCUGUCAAGGAAUGCUUUACCCAACAGUUUUCUGUGUUGGAAGAACUCUGGUUCCAAAUCUCCACAAGCACGUCUCAGCAUUACCCUGAUCCCUGCCCAUCAGGGAUGAAAAGACUUUGCUAUUGAAGGAACAGGAUGAGCCUACAUCUUAAAUCUAUCAGGAGGGUGAGAAAUGUGAUCCCCUCAGAGAAACCACGCCAUUUAUGAGCUGCCCUUCUACCACUGAAAUGCAAAUACCUCCAAGCAGUUCCCUGCAAGCCACAGCAGCAUUAUCAUGCUGCUGGAACAGCCCCUGACCUUUAUGUGUGUUACAUGAGUGAUUCAGAUUGCAGAAUCAUGAACAUAAAUCAGUAUUAUAAAAAUGAAGUGAUGUCAGAACCUAAAUAUCAUAUCUAAAGCUGCAUUCAAAUAGGCAGGACUCUAAGGCUAAAGGGGCUCAAAUCCAGUGCCUGCCUAUCUUGAACAACUACUUUAAAGCAGCCUUUCAUAAGCUUAAAGUUCAAAGAAACCUGCAGAUGUCUUCUUUUCCUAUUUCUGCUUUCUGAGGUUCAGCAGGUUUGACACCCAGCCUACAGACCUAAACCUGAAAUCUUAAGAUUUUGAGGAACUCUGAGUUAGGAGCAUGGUUUUAUGCAUGAGUUGUUUGAAGUUACUUUCCUUUAGCUUCUCAGACCAAUGAGCUGCAGAUCGAGAGCUAGAAUAGAGUGGAACAGAUUCCUUUCUACAGUAUCUAAGCAGACACACAUGCUUGCCAGUGUUUUUAUGCUGUUGUUUUAGCCAGCACAGUUAACACUCACAAAAUGUACUUCUGUGGUUUUGUACCUGCAGAACCUCAGCAAGAGAGCCAAAGUCUGGAUUAUUUGUGGCACAUGUUAGAGGAGAAAAAGCAGGAUGAAUGUUUGUGAUUAGAAGGAUUUUCUGGCAGAUGGGCAACUGCUCUUUAGAACUCCUCUAACUUUAUGUUGACUUCCAUAAAUCCUUAAGGUCAAGUUAUUUGUGUUUGGGUCUUACAGCAUCUUUUAGCUGUUUGGCAUCAUAAAAUGGAAACCACAUCUUCUAUUAGUGGUUUCCUUUUCUGUGGCAGUCCUAAAGGGACAGUUGCAUUUCCUUUUGAGAAACCUGCCAGAACUGCUAGGUGAAAGCAGCCGUGUUUGCUCCCGUGUUCAGUGUGUGUCCCCAUCUGCAUGCAUAAGAUGAGCAUUUUAAUAUGCAGAGUAGUAGCAGUGUGUAUAAAUACCCAAUUCACAAAUGCAAGUGCCUGCUUCCACCCACAAACUAUGGGAUAUAUUUUUUUUUCCACUCACCAAAUGGUUUAAGCCAGAGCUACGGCGCCUAUAAAACACUUGAUACUUUGCAUGUGACAUUUGCAGCUGGAGAGAUGAAAGAGGCCAAACUGCUCUUCUGUUUCCUAUCAGAACAGGCAUACCCCUCCAUGCUUUACAGAGCCAAGGAACAGAUGAAGGCCUCCACAUUUUCCUAAAUAUCUUCAUUUGUUGAACUCCAUUCACUUCUUUGUGCCUUUGCUCCAAGUUCCAGGUAUUAAACGCAACACCCAAGUCAGAUCUAUCUCUAGUGUGUUAUCACAAACAGCUUCGUACAAGAGUAUAGUAACUCCUGCAGAGAGACAGGACUCCAUCCAUAUUUUAUAGUUCCAGUGUCAGUUUGGGCCAGAAACUUGCUGCUUUGCUACUGAUGUUAAAGCAACACAGCUGCAAAUGAAAGCCUCAUGCAGCCUUGCUCUGAGGUGCUGCUCAGUGACAUGGAUUGAGUUGGUUUUUUUUCAACUUCACUUUUUGCAGAAAAAUCCCAUGAGCCAAACCCUUCAGUAGUCACCAAUAAACCCCAAAGACUAAAUGCCAAACUGUUCUACUUUAAAAUUAAGAAUUCAGCACUUAAAAACCUGUGAGGAUCUACUUGGAAAAAAAAACUUGCCUUGAGCAUUAUCAAAUUUGCAAGAUUAAAAGUUCAGAUCUCAACCUAAUCUCACCAGGCAUCCAAAUAUGUGCUUCAUUUGAGUGGACACAUUCACUUUAGUGGCUGUAUUUUCAUAGCUACAAAAGCACAGACCUGCCAACCUUCCUGGCUGGGAUGGGAAAAGUAUUUUCUACUUGUUAUUUAAACAAAGAAAACUGACAAAUUAAUACUUUGUUGAUGAAUUUCUGUUUACUGGGUGUUCUCAAAGACAUCACCCUUCCUCAUGGUGCUAGAAUGCUUGGAGUGGUUUUUUUUCAAGUCAUUUCAAGUUAUUAAUUGUCAAACUCAGAAACAAAAGCCCCAGAAGAGAUUUGUCCAAAUGCUGUGUUUUCAACACCAACAUCCAUCACACGGUGAAACGCAAACUCAGACCAAACGAGUUUUCCUCAGCUCAUCUUCUCCCCAAAGACAAACAGCUUCACAACAGCCUUGUGAAGCACAGUAGGGAAUUACCCUUGUAGGUUGUUUUUUUGAAUGUUUCCAUGUACACUUUACAGCAUGUUUGGUGCUAUGAUAAACUUUACAUGUAUCACUGUGUGCUAAUGAUGCCCGUGGCCCUCCAGCCCCUCAGGCACUUCUGGUGCUGCCCCAGGCAGUCACUGCCUGAUUCGUGUCCCUGGUGCUUGGCCAUGGACAGGUUCUGCCACUUUGGUGCUCAAUAAAA
Messenger RNA from Colius striatus (speckled mousebird), 3373 nucleotides. RefSeq names its product WAP four-disulfide core domain 1 (gene WFDC1). Lineage: Eukaryota; Metazoa; Chordata; Aves; Coliiformes; Coliidae. The transcript is spliced from 7 exons. Gene Ontology annotation, cellular component: extracellular region. Gene Ontology annotation, biological process: regulation of cell growth. The record is from RefSeq and is a predicted model, not a curated record. The coding region runs from base 31 to 699 and encodes 222 amino acids. Gene Ontology annotation, molecular function: peptidase inhibitor activity.